This is a messenger RNA of Trematosphaeria pertusa, 2410 nucleotides long. RefSeq lists its product as uncharacterized. Lineage: Eukaryota; Fungi; Ascomycota; Dothideomycetes; Pleosporales; Trematosphaeriaceae. The record is from RefSeq and is a predicted model, not a curated record. The transcript has 3 exons. The coding region runs from base 435 to 2171 and encodes 578 amino acids.
CACCACUCACAUGGCCCCGCGCCCAGCAACGCCCACUUCCUCUUUCCAUCGCGUCAAUACUCAGCUGUAUGCACCACGAUGCAGCUCUACGAGCAGUCCAACGAAAUAGACACAAACAGCGGAAAAUCUGGGAAAUGGCGCGCGACGAUCUCGCCAUCGCCUGGCUAGACUGGCCCCAAGUGCAAGCCGCCCACCUGUUUACGCGUGGCUUCCGACGCCCACUAGUCUGAUCCUAACCGUGUUUACCAAGACCACGCCGCUUUCCGAAAUGAUUUGAGCUGCGAGGCUGAUUGCCGCCUGCAUCCUUCCCGCGGACAAGCUGCCUUUAUAAUAUGCAGGCGAGCCCGCCGCUCUGGGACGGCUCUUUUCUCCCUGGACGCUGGGAGAGUUCCGCCUCAGCCUUGUGCGUGCACCCCUGAUCCUUCACUGUUACGAUGCGAUCUCUGGGCGUGGUUACGCUCGCUGUGAGCGCCUUGUCGGCGUUGCCUUUCGUUCUUGCGCAGGACUCGGUUUCAUAUGACAUCGAGACAUAUGGGACGGAUGAUCCGUCCGGCACGCCUUUUCAGACGUACCAGUCGAAUGGCGAUAUCAAGCCGCCGCAGAUCCAUAUCAAUUCGAACCAGAGUGGGUUGGCCGAGGGCUUCGUGUUUAUUGGAGUCGAUGGACAGCCUACUUCUGGGCAGAACUUCCCGACUAUAUUCGACAUGUCAGAGGACAGAAUGGGCACAUUGGUCUGGACGGGCAAUUACACCGAGCCCUUCGACUUCAAAGCUCAAACCUACAAGGGACAGCCAGUACUUACAUUCAUGAUUGGUGAGCUGCUGAACGGAUACGGCCAUGGCUCCUUCUACGUCCUCAACCAGUCGUACGUCGAAAUUGCUCACUUUUCUCCCGUCGGCUAUGAGAAUCUGGGGGACAUCCACGAGUUCACCAUCACGUCGGACGACACAGCGCUGGUCCUCGUAUACACCCCUAAGCAAGCCGACCUGUCCGAGCUUGGCGGUGCUGAGGACGGCUGGAUAUUCGAGAACAUCUUCCAGGAGGUCAACAUUGAGACAGGCGAACUCGUCUUCGAAUGGAACGCCAGCACUCACGUCGGUUUGAACGAAUCGUACAAUAGCAUCCAGGACGUGGGUACGGAGGCGUCGCCCUUCGACUAUUUCCACAUCAACUCCGUCGAAAAGGACGCAAAUGGCGACUACCUUGUCUCGGCGCGCGUUAUGGACUGCGUUUACAAGAUAUCCAAGGAUGACGGCCAUAUCAUCUGGCGCCUGCAUGGCAAGCAGUCCGACUUCGACGUUGAGGAUGCUGUGAACUUUGCCUUCCAACACGACGCACGCUGGGUUGAUGAUGACCAAACGCGCAUGACUCUCUUCGACAACGGUCCCACAGACGAGAUCGGCUAUUCUCGCGGACUGCUUCUCGCCGUGGACCAAGAUGCAAUGACGGUUAGACUGAUCAAUCAAUUCUACAACGCAGCCCAGACUUUCGCCCAGUUCGAGGGCAGUCUGCAGGCCAUCGAUCCUAGUGACGAGAACACGAACUACUUCUUAGGCUACGGCAAUCAGCCUUAUUUUGCAGAGUUUGAUAAGGAUGGCAAUAUUCUCCUCGAUGCCCAGUUUGGCGCCACCAAUACCGUCAACUCGUACCGAGCAUUCAAACUCCCGUGGCAGGGGAAGCCCCUGACGAAGCCGGACAUUCACUAUGACAAAGACGGCAACAAAGCCUAUUUCUCCUGGAAUGGCGCUACGGAUGUUGAGAAUUGGAUCGUGUUCACAGCCAAUGCCACCGACUCUACCACGUGGUACAAUGUGACUUCGGCCAGACGUACGGGCUUCGAAACCACGAUCGAUCUAACGGACAUCAAACUCGAGACUUAUGUCCGUGCGAAAGCCGUCAACAGCACUGGUGGCAAGUUGGGCUGGACUAAAGCUAGUGACGGCACUUCGCUGUACGAUGCUUCAGAUGACGUGCAGGAGGAUUCUAACAAUUCGACUUCGACUUCGACCAGCACCGGCACCAGCACCACCGCCGCUCCCACAAGUUCGAGCGCAACUGCGGCUGCGCCGUCGAGCUCCACGACUGGAGCGGCUGUGAGGGCAGCGCAGAGAGUGAUUGAGCAGGUGUACGUCGUUGCGGUUGUGGUUGUGGGAGGUCUGGCGCUUGCCUGAUUCUGAAGACGAUAAAGCUGGAUAUACCCAUGACUGAAUGUACAUAAGGACGCGUAGGAGGCAGUAAUCCUAAUGCUAAUGCUGAAUGGGAAACUUUGCGCUACACCUGUAAGCGGGCACACCUUUGUCGAGGUGAAUCAAUUGAAAGCGAAGAGUAUGCUCUUGGAGAGCAGUCAUUCAUGAAAGCAAGAAUAGAGUCCGGCUUAAACGUAGUGGCGCAGUGCGGACACGCGCCACUC